UCUGAGGCUGUUGGUACAACACGCUAGCAGCUGAUAAAUUCGACUGUCGUUUUGAUUCGCGCUUGCGCACAAAAUCUGGGUGCGCAAUUUCACGUUGUCCGCUCUGAAUAUCAAACUCCAUAAAUUCCGUUAUCAAAACAAUCAAACAAAUUCUUCGUCACUUUAUAAAAAGUCAAAUAUCAAAAGCUUCAAUCUCGUAAAUUUUAUUUGAACUUUUUCUAUACUUCCGACAUUGUAUGUCAUACAACUAUUUGUUAAAAAAAAUUGGCCAAUCAAGUUCAUGAGAAAAUUUUGUUCAAUUUUUUCGUCUUUAAGAAUUGAUAUCAUAAUUCCGUAAAGUACAUAAUAAAUUCAACUGUAAACACAAUUGGCGUGCAUGAAUUAUAUUCGUUCAUAAUCUGAAGAGGAAAAUUACUUAUACUUAUCUAUAUAGCAAUAAAUUUUCUAUUCGGUUCAUUCAUUAUCUUUAUUAUUCAUCAACGUUGACUACUUAAAUAAUAAUUGGAAAUGUUCCAUAUAUUUAUAGCAUGAAUAUGUUACAAUGUUUUCAAAUUUACUACAAUAUAUGUGAAAAAAGUAUACUCUCUUCAGCUCUGAAGAUGCCGCGCGCGCCUCUUAUCCUAAUCACCGUCAGAUAGAGCGACAAGUAGAAGAGUUGAAGAGGAAGGAUUAGGACAAUGUAGAAGAGAUUAGAGCACACGUGCAAAAUAGAGAGAGAGAGAAAUUGAUAAUUAGACUUAAUUAAAAGUAGCCUAAAUAGUAGUGCGUAGAGAGAGCGAUAAUAGUAAAUCUUAAUUGCCGUUUCUUUAUUUACAGGUAAGAUUGUAAAUAGCAAAGUAGCAUAAGUAGAUAUAAUAGUUGUAACAAGAGCGAAUAAAAAAAAUCCCUUUCUUUAUUUACAGAGAAACAUAUUUUCGUUUGCUUUAUCCUCCCGAGUAAAAAUUGUCCAUUACAUAUAUAUUUCAUACGACAUUACACUAAUAGUAAACUAUAAUAAACUUUUGAAUGUUCUGUAGGCAAGAAUACAAGAUAUUGCGGAUUCUCAACAACAUUGGAACAACGCUAGUGAAUUUUCAUUGGAUCCAAUAGUACCUGAAGACGGUAAAAUAAACACUUCAAGACUUCUUACUGAUGAUAAAACAAUAAACAUGUCAAUCACACAUAAUAUACUGUGCUGUCAUGCAGAAUGCGAAGGGAAUGAGAAUCUAGAAAGUGAUAUCGAAAAUGCAUGGUUAUAUGAGGAUUAUGAUGAGAAAGAAGUUUCGUUUGACGCUAAAGAAUCGCCAUUAAUCAGGGAAAACCCUAGCAACGGUUGUAGUGAUGUACACGAAAAGGUAUGAAUAAAGCUUAAGUAUAGAACAAAUAAAAUUUUUUUUAACUAUAUUAUUAACUUAAAUUAACUUUUUUGGGGUCAACAUAAAAUAAAUAUUGCUGAUGAUAGUUAUCGACAACGUCUUUAUAAUUGCACAUCUGUUACUCGAGGAGGAGCACUGUCAAUGACUCUUCUGUUAGGAGUCGAAGAAUCGCUUACGUGGAAGACUAUCACAUCAAUAUUAUCAAUGAAUAACACGCUGUUCGCCAACAAUGUGGUUCCAGAUACCAAAUAUCAAUUAUUCAAAACAUUACACUUGAAUGAAAAUAAUAUUUCAUAUCAUUCAAUUUGCGAUCAUUGCUUAUUUUACUACGGAGAUAAAAAAAAUCAAAUUUUGAAGGAUUGGUUUGUCCGAAUUGUAUAAAUGUUAAUAUAUCACUUGAUAUUUCAUAAUAUAUAACUCUCGACAUGAAAGUACAAUCAAAGAUGAUAUUGAAUGACCCAGAAGUACAGAGAAUACUUCUUGAACUUUUCGAAAGUACUGAAAAUGGUUCGGAUAAAGAUGCGAUUGAAAAUAUAACUGAUGGAGAAGUUUAUACAAAAUUAUCAACAGCGCAAAAUCCUUUAUCAAGUGAAUUAAAUUUUUCGUACACAUUGAAUGCAGCUGGUUGUCAAUCAUUUGAAUCCAGUAAAUUCACAACUUGGCCGAUAUAUGGGGUAAUUAAUGAAUUACCCCCAAAACUCCAAAGAAAACAUAUGAUUAUGCCUAGUAUAUGUGUCAAUAAUGAGGAACCAAAUAUGCAACUUUUCUUAAAACCAUUUGUUGAUCAAGCAAAUGAUUCAUCUGAGAAAAGUAUUGAAUGGACAUUAGACGAUGAAAUUGUAAAAAGUAGAUUCAUUGAAACUAGGCUCAAAAUUAUAUCGCGAAAGUGUAUCCAAAUGUGCUAG
Athalia rosae (coleseed sawfly) is the source of this 2260-nucleotide messenger RNA. RefSeq lists its product as uncharacterized. The record is from RefSeq and is a predicted model, not a curated record. The coding region runs from base 1781 to 2260 and encodes 159 amino acids. Lineage: Eukaryota; Metazoa; Arthropoda; Insecta; Hymenoptera; Athaliidae. The transcript has 2 exons.